Messenger RNA from Nicotiana tabacum (common tobacco), 1395 nucleotides. NCBI's taxonomy places the organism in Eukaryota, Viridiplantae, Streptophyta, Magnoliopsida, Solanales, Solanaceae. The record is from RefSeq and is a predicted model, not a curated record.
GUCUAUCACGAGCUCUAAGUUCCCCAUUUAGUAAAUAUACUCUUAAGAAAACGCUAGGCAACAGAAGGCCAAAAAUUUGGACUGUGUCAGAUGCUCCAUUUUUGGUUUUAGGGCGGGAAGCUGAUAAAAUCAAUAUUUUCUUCUCUCUUGAUAUCGUCCUUUUUUUUUUGAACUUUCUCUCUCUAGGGUUUUUCUAAUUGCUGAUGCUACUUCAAAUUUCAAAUCCAAAAAAUCCCCAUUUUUUCACACAGAAUAGUUGAUAGUUGAUAUUUUAUGCCGCUUUAGCUAAUCCAAAAUCCAAAAAAUGACACUGCGAAAGGGCUCUAAAGUAUGGGUCGAAGACAAAAGUUCCGCCUGGGUUGCAGCUGGAGUGACUGAUUUUAUCGGUAAACAAGUUCAAGUCGUUACUGAUUCUGGGAAGAAAAUGUUAGCUUUACCGGAGAAGUUGUACCCAAGGGAUGAAGAGGCAGACCAUGGAGGAGUUGAUGACAUGACCAAAUUGACUUAUUUGAAUGAACCCGGUGUUUUAGACAAUCUUCAGAGAAGAUAUGCUCUUAAUGAAAUUUAUACGUACACAGGAAGCAUCUUAAUUGCUGUCAAUCCAUUCACUAAACUUCCUCAUCUGUACAACGUGCACAUGAUGGAGCAAUAUAAAGGAGCUCCAUUCGGUGAGCUUAGCCCGCAUGUGUUUGCUGUGGCUGAUGCAUCAUACAGGGCUAUGAUGUCUGAGAACCAAAGCCAAUCUAUAUUGGUUAGUGGCGAAAGUGGAGCAGGGAAAACAGAGACAACAAAAUUGAUAAUGCAAUACCUUACCUAUGUUGGUGGUCGUGCUGCUGAUGAUGACAGAACAGUUGAACAACAGGUUCUCGAGUCUAACCCGUUGCUGGAGGCCUUUGGCAAUGCACGUACUAUUAGGAACGACAAUUCAAGUCGUUUUGGCAAGUUUGUUGAGAUCCAAUUUGAUGCAAGUGGUAGAAUAUCUGGUGCUGCAAUUAGGACUUAUCUUCUGGAGAGAUCUCGCGUUGUUCAGAUAACAGAUCCUGAGAGGAAUUAUCACUGCUUUUAUCAAUUAUGUGCAUCCGGAAUGGAUGCUGAGAGGUACAAGCUAGGUCAUCCGAGUGAUUUUCACUACUUGAACCAGAGCAAAACCUAUGAGCUAGAUGGAGUUAGCAAUGCUGAGGAGUAUAUCAAGACAAGGAGAGCUAUGGACAUUGUUGGAAUCACUCAGGAGGAACAGGAAGCAAUAUUUCGUACCUUGGCAGCAAUUCUACACCUAGGAAACAUAGAAUUCUCUCCGGGCAAAGAACAUGACUCAUCAGUUAUAAAAGAUGAAAAGUCCAGGUUUCAUCUGCAGAUGGCUGCUAAGCUUUUUACGUAAGUGGUUUUUUGAAGAUG